UCCGUCAGAGUGCAGCAGACUGCAGUCUCUCUCUCUCUCUCUCCUCGCGCGGUUCCGGGACAAUGGCUCUCCUCCUCCCAGUCUGCCUGCUGCUGCUCUCCGUCGUGAUCUCAGCUGAUGGGAGUGUUGGCCCCAGCACCAGCAGCAGCCUCUGCAGCGAGUCCAAGGAGUGUGUGGAGUUUGUCGUGGUCUGCAGGACGGACGAGUACGAGGUGCGACACUACAGCCCCACCUGUAGGCCCCCCCGGCCCAGAGGGGUUCACCUGUGUGUCUCCUCACAGCUCUACUUCUCUGAGAUGCCGGGGAUGGACGUGUACGUGAGGAGCUACGGAGGCUGGAUGCUCUCCGUCACCUCCAGGCUCCACGCUCACCUGCUGACGGAGGAGCUGCGCCGCGUAGGAGCGUCCUACAACCACAGCUACCACUACGGGGUGGGCUACGACAGUCCCUUGAAGCUGUUGAACAGGCACAAUGAGGUCUGGUACGUGUCCGAGGGCGAGCCGGUCUGCACAGACCCACAAGAGCCCACCCCUGCACACACCCCCAGACCCACACACUCUCCCAGUCUAAGCCCCUCCCACACACACUCUCCCCUUCUGAGCCCCUCCCACACACACUCUCCGCCUCCCCCUCCCUCCCCCCCUCCAACCUCUCCUCGUAUGCAGCAUCCACCUCCUCUUCUCAGACGCCCACCGACUCCCCCGCCCUCCCCCCGUCCGACGCCCCGCCCAGUCCUUCAUCCGACCUGGCCGGCGCCGCCGCAUUCAGCCACCCCCCCACCUCCGCCCAGAUCCCCCUGGCCCGGACCAGCAGCGGCGCUCCGGCCGCCUCGUCCCCGGAACCGCGGGCCGGCGGCGCCCCGCGGUGAUGGAAGCCGCUCCAGGAACGAGGCCACAGGACGUAGAAAGACGCCCCCUGCUGGUCCUGGGUCAGUCCUCCUCGCGCUACUUCUUCCCUCCAGCUUUGCACCUGCAGCUCCUCAAAGAAACGAGGCGGUUAUUAGUCGAGCGUCAGGAAGCUCCUCGUCUUCCCGUGACGCCUUCCAGACGUCCUGCGCGCCGUGUCGGUUUCCUGUGCUGGUUGGUUGGGAUCUUUGGUGCAGCCGUAGAGGCCAUGACAGUCCACUUCAUGUAGACCUGCUUUCUUAGGAGCUUCGCACUGUUAGCGCUUUUCGCACCAUUAGCUGUUAGUCGCCAGUUCAACCAUCGCCAUGUUGAGAGCCGUGUGGAGACAACCUGGGGGAUCCCUCUCCCCUGGUUUUACACACUGAACUCCAAUUAGCUGCAGAUAAGCACACGGAUCCCCAAUGAAGGCCGGAAUGCUCCAAAGAUCCCAGAAGUCCCUCCUCACAGCCAGGGCUCCUGCUGUCUGUCCGAGGUGCAAUAAACCCUCACAAACACUGGUGGAACUCUUUAUUGGUGUCAAAUAAAGUCCUCAUGUGAGUGUG
This is a messenger RNA of Pseudoliparis swirei, 1447 nucleotides long. RefSeq lists its product as uncharacterized. The record is from RefSeq and is a predicted model, not a curated record. The transcript has 7 exons. Lineage: Eukaryota; Metazoa; Chordata; Actinopteri; Perciformes; Liparidae. Gene Ontology annotation, cellular component: cytoplasm. Bases 63 to 1148 code for a protein of 361 amino acids.